GAGAGCAGAGCCUGAGUUCUGUGUUGGAGAUGAGGCUCUUCUCCUCAGAGGGAGGACAGCAAGUGAGAAGAUUGAUGGAGGAGUCCUCCGUUCAUCUCUGCAAGGGGUGUAACCCCUGGCAGGGGCUUCUGCUCACAGCCUCCCUUUUAAUCUUCUGCCACCUCUCCAACACUGCCCAUGUGACUGUGACCAUUGAAUCAGUGCCACCCCUAGUGGCCAAAGGAGAUGAUGUCCUUUUUCUUGUCCAUGAUCUGCCAGAAAAUGCUCAAAUAUUAGCCUGGUUCAAAGGGCUAACAAACAUGAAAGACGCAAUUGCACUAUAUGGACUGUUCAACAAUGUAAGUGGGCCAGGGCCUGUGCACAGUGGUAGAGAGACAAUAUAUCGCAAUGGAUCCCUGCUGAUCGAAAAGCUCACUGAGAAGGACACGGGAUUCUAUACCAUACGAACCUAUAAUGAACAUAUAAAAAUUGUAUCAACAACAUCCACGUACCUCCACGUGCAGGAUUUCCUUUGGAACUGCGGGCGCCAUGCCACCUCUGCCCAACCCACAAUUGAAUCAGUGCCACCCAGUGUUGCUGAAGGGGGGAAUGUUACUCUACUUAUUCACAAUCUCCCGGAGAAUCUUGAAGGUUUUGUCUGGUUCAAAGGCAUAUCUGUGUUCUGGAAAAAUGAGAUUGCCCGAUACACAAAAGGCAGCAAAUCAAGUAUUACAGGGCCUGCUUACAGUGGCAGAGAGACGUUGAACAGUGAUGGAUCCCUGCUGCUUCACAACGUCACUCAGAGUGACACUGGAUUGUACACCCUACGAAUUAUGAGUACAGAUAUGAAAAGUGAAGAAGCACACGUGCAACUCCAGGUGGACAUCUCCCAUUCUCCAUGCUGUAACCCUCUCACCUCUUCCCAAGUCAUGAUAGAACCAAUGCCAAUGUAUGCUGCUGAAGGAGAAAGUGUUCUUCUCAAAGUUCAUAAUCUUCCAGAAGAUUUCCAAGCCUUUACUUGGUACAGGGCGAUAUAUCGUGUUCCGCAUUUUGAAAUUGUCGAACACAGCAGAGAACUAGAUACCAUCACCUGGGGAAAUCAAUAUAGCCAAAGAGAGACUGUGUAUGACAAUGGAACCCUGCUGCUCCAGGACAUCACUGAGAAAGAUGCAGGAAUGUACACACUAGAAAUUUUGAAAAGUGAUUCCAAAAUUGAAAAGGCAUAUGUGCAAUUCCAUGUAAACAAGCAUGUGGCACAGCCCUUUGUGCGAAUCACUAACAGCGUAGUCUCAUCACACAGAUCUGUGAUAUUCACCUGUGUAUCACCUGACUCUGAUGUCUCCAUCCGUUGGUUCUUCAAUAACCAGCACCUGCGUCUCUCAAGGAGGAUGACUCUGUCCCCAACAAAGUGUGGACUGAGAAUACAUCCCGUUCGAUUAGAGAAUUUUGGAGAGUAUAAAUGUGAGGUCUCCAACCGAGUCAGUUCAAAGACCAGUCUUCCAGUCUUGUUUCAGUGAGCUCUCCUUUCAUCCUACACUAGA
Messenger RNA from Mesocricetus auratus (golden hamster), 1520 nucleotides. RefSeq names its product pregnancy-specific glycoprotein 22-like. Lineage: Eukaryota; Metazoa; Chordata; Mammalia; Rodentia; Cricetidae. Gene Ontology annotation, biological process: T cell activation. Bases 30 to 1496 code for a protein of 488 amino acids. Gene Ontology annotation, cellular component: external side of plasma membrane. The record is from RefSeq and is a predicted model, not a curated record. The transcript is spliced from 5 exons.